This is a messenger RNA of Aedes albopictus (Asian tiger mosquito), 4592 nucleotides long. RefSeq lists its product as uncharacterized. Lineage: Eukaryota; Metazoa; Arthropoda; Insecta; Diptera; Culicidae. Gene Ontology annotation, biological process: proteolysis. The record is from RefSeq and is a predicted model, not a curated record. Gene Ontology annotation, molecular function: zinc ion binding; aspartic-type endopeptidase activity; nucleic acid binding. The transcript is spliced from 3 exons. Bases 417 to 4592 code for a protein of 1391 amino acids.
GUCCUGCCAAAGCAGGCAUUUUUGUGUAUCUACAUUGGUUGUUUCUUCUCCGCUGCACUGGAAUUGAAUCGAAUUGAGGCGAUUUCACACUGUACCACCCACGACAUUGGAAAUUUGUGACGAUUUUGGACAUUUGGAUGCAAUUUGGACUCGGCUACAAUUGCACGCUGUAGUUUCAUAGGUGAGGCGAACAGUAUAUGUCUAGCCGAAGUUUCAAAUUUGCAUACUACAUUAUUGGGGUUUCCACUCCUACGCAUUGCUGGCUUGAAUCGAAACCUGAGACAACUGACCGUACAUUGAGGUGAACCAAAUCGGAGUUUGCUGCUUUGGCUUCGGUAGCGCCGCUGUUUCUUCUCAUAGGAUACUGCCGGAUCACCGAGUUUCGUCUGAGCUCCGGUUGCGUAAGGCAAGCAACCAUGUCGAAACCCGUCACGAGGAGUGCGGAUUCCCUGAAGUCGUUGACUACAAAACUGAAGGGACUCAAAUUAUCUUUAAGUAAUAUUUGCGUAUUCGUUAAAAACUUCAAAGACGAUACUACCGCUGCUCAAAUCAAUGUCCGCCUUGAGAAGUUGGAUACGCUAUGGGUACAGAUUAGUGAAACUGUUUGGGAAAUCGAAGCGCACGAAGAUUUCGAGGAACAAGAAAGCCUUCAGACCAGCCAAGUAGAAAUGGAGAACCGCUACUACGAUGCGAAAUCGUUUCUAGUGGAGAAGGCUCAAGCGUUUCAGAGCGAUGUUAAUCAGAACCAAACGCUUCAUCCUGGAGACGCCACUCUACAUGGCGUGAUGGACCACGUUCGGCUGCCUCAAAUCAAGCUCCAAUGUUUUGAUGGCAACGUCGAUGAUUGGUUGAGUUUCAGGGAUCUUUACACUUCCCUGAUUCACGAAAAACCCGAUCUACCAGCAGUGGAGAAAUUUCACUAUCUGAAAGGAUGCCUGGCGGGUGAGGCAAAGGCACUGAUCGAUCCGCUAAAGAUCACGAGGGACAAUUAUCAGGUUGCUUGGCAGACGUUGCUAAAACGCUACAACAACAAUAAGCUUCUAAAAAAGAAGCAGGUGCAAGCGCUAAUCAAAUUGCCAUCUCUCUGCAAGGAAUCAAUCACGGAUCUCCACAAAUUGGUUGAUGGAUUCGACCGUGUUAUUCAAACGCUCGACCAGAUUAUCCAGCCAGCGGAUUAUAAGGAUCUGUUGCUGGUGGAACUUCUAAGUUCUCGUCUCGAUCCUACCACACGACGCGGGUGGGAAGAACAUUCGUCUACGAAGCAGCAGGACACUGUGAAGGAUCUGCUGGAAUUUCUACAGCGGAGAAUACAAAUUCUCGAAGCUCUACCAGCGAAGGUAGAAACGAAGAUCGACCAUUCCCUACUACCGAAACGGAAACCGUUCUCAGCGAAGGUCAGCAACAACGCCGUACAGUCGAACAACGCUAAGUGUCCGUCGUGUUCGGAGAUUCAUGGACUCCACAUUUGUCCAGCCUUUCUGAAGAUGUCGUUGUCCAGUCGAGAGUCCCUACUGCGGGCUCAAUCGCUCUGCCGCAAUUGCCUCAAACGUGGUCACCUUGCUCGAGAGUGUGCAUCGAAGUUCUCUUGUCGGUAUUGUAAGGCACGACACCACUCCUUGCUGUGCUUCAAGGCAGGAGACGCCAACGGUAGCCAAGGAUCAUCAGGGAAGGCGAAUCUGGGAGAUAGCGCUAAGCAGGACGGCACAGGUGCGAAUUCGAAGGCAGCGAAUGCCUCAGCGGUUGAAUCUACUUCUUCCAACGCGGCACAGUGCGUCUCAUCUCAGGUUCUCCUAGCUACAGCAGUCGUCGUGAUCGAAGACGACCAAGGUUCUCGCUAUCCAGCACGAGCGCUACUGGAUUCAGGGUCGGAAUGCAACUUCAUCACCGAGAAUCUUUACCAGACGAUGAAGGUAGCGGUAAAAAGGACGGACAUUUCGAUUAUGGGCAUCGGACAAUCCAGCACUAAGGCAUCUCGCAAGAUCAAGGCAGUCGUCAAGUCUCGAAACUCGUCGUACGCUCGAUCGAUGGAAUUUCUAGUUCUACCGAAGGUCACAGCUUGCCUACCAACCUCUACAGUUCAGGCAAAUGGAUGGGAUAUACCGGUAGACAUCGAAUUAGCGGAUCCGGAGUUUUUCCGGUCAAGAAAGGUCGACUUGGUGUUAGGGAUCCAAGCUUUCUUCAGCUUCUUUCCAACCGGAAGGGAAAUCCAACUUGGAAAAGGUUUACCUGUGCUGACAGAGUCCGUAUUUGGGUGGAUAGUGACAGGCGAAGUCACUACAGCAAGUCAGAGUACCAAGUACACUUGCAAUAUGGCAGUGUCGGACGAUCUGGAGGAACUAAUGGCACGGUUUUGGUCCUGCGAAGAAGUGGGAGCCGUCAGCAAAUUCUCUCCAGAAGAAGCGCACUGUGAGGAGAAUUACGAACGAACAGUCAAGCGGGAAUCGGAUGGACGGUACACGGUCACCCUCCCCAAGAACCCCGAAGUUUUGGCGGAAAUCGGUGAAUCGAAGGACAUUGCUCUGAGACGGCUGCGAGCGGUAGAACGAAGGUUGUCCAAGGAUGAGCGGCUUCGGAAGCAGUACAGCGACUUCAUGACUGAAUAUCUGGAGCUCGGUCACAUGCGAAUGGUGGAUGACUGCGAGGAGAAUAUAGUCAAGCGUUGUUUUCUACCCCACCACCCGGUAAUCAAGGAAUCUAGCACCACGACCAAGGUGAGAGUGGUCUUUGACGCUUCGUGUAAAACGUCUACGGGUGUAUCACUCAAUGAUGCACUGUAUGCUGGACCAGUCGUUCAGCAAGAUCUCAGGUCGAUCGUUCUCCGCAGUCGGAUUCGUCAGGUGAUGGUUGUAGCUGAUGUGGAGAUAAUGUUUCGGCAGAUCUGGACGAAUUUGGAGGACACUCAUCUACAAUGCGUUUUGUGGACGUCACCAGAUGAGAAGGUUUCCACAUACGAACUUCUAACCGUGACGUACGGCACCAAAUCUGCCCCAUAUCUCGCCACUCGGACCUUGAACCAGCUGGCGUCCGAUGAGCGGGACAGGUUUCCUCUAGCAGCACCAACCAUCGAAGAGGACGUGUAUAUGGACGACGUUAUCUCUGGAGCAGACGACGUCGAAUCGGCGAUCGAACUGAGAAGGCAAGUCGACGCAAUGAUGAUCAGCGGUGGAUUCAAACUGCGAAAGUGGGCUUCCAACCGCCCGGAAGUACUAAAAGGAAUUCCAAGGGAAAAUCUGGCGUUACCUGAUUCGAACGGUAUUGAUUGGGACCAGGAUGCAGAGGUGAAAGCAUUGGGCUUAACAUGGCUUCCCAACGUAGAUCAAUUCCGUUUCAAGUUCGACAUUCCUCCAAUCACCGAGAAUCAGAUCCUCACGAAACGACAAGUGCUGUGUUUUAUAGCGAGACUUUUCGAUCCACUAGGCCUACUUGGAGCGACCAUCACUUCUGCCAAGAUCUUCAUGCAGCGACUUUGGUGUCUGAAGAACAAGGAAGGUCAAAAUCUUCAAUGGGACGACCCACUACCCGAAAUGGUGGGUGAGGAAUGGCGAACAUUCCACGAGCAACUUCCUUCACUGAACGAAAUUCGAAUUCCACGAUGCGUCAUAGGUCCAGGUUCAUUUUCCGUAGAAUAUCACUGUUUCUCGGACGCUUCAACAGUCGCUUACGGCGCGACAAUCUACGUUCGGAGCCAGAGAGACGAUGGCGCAGUUUCGGUUCACCUUUUGACCUCGAAAUCAAAGGUGGCACCCCUCAAGGUGCAGUCUCUGCCUCGAUUAGAGCUCUGCGGUGCACUUUUGGCAGCUCAACUUUGGGAAAAGGUAGCAGACUCGCUGAAAACAGAUGGCCGAGUUCAUUUUUGGACGGAUUCGACAUGCGUACUCCAUUGGAUAAGGUCACCACCGGGAACAUGGACAACUUUCGUCGCGAACAGAGUUGCGAAAAUUCAAGGUUUGACGGAAGCAGAUCAAUGGAGACACGUUCCUGGAGUUACAAACCCGGCUGAUCUGAUCUCGCGUGGAAUCUCGCCGAACAACAUCCUUGGGAACGAUAUGUGGUGGCAUGGACCUAUCUGGCUGCUGCAAAACCCGGAAAGUUGGCCCAAACCCGUGAAAAACACCCCAGAAGAAGAGUUGGAGAAACGACGCAAUGUGGUGGCUUGUACUUCGUCGAAGGAAUCUGGGUUCAUUUCGGAUUUUUUAGCCAAAUUUUCAUCAUUUACGAGAUUGAUUCGGAUGACCGCAUACUGGUUGCGCUUCCUGAACAACCUACGGUGCUCAGCAGAUGAGAAACGGACAGGAUAUUUAACUAGUAGAGAACUGCAAGCUGCGGAGCAAACGAUUCUCCAGAAGGUCCAGGAAGACUCGUUCCCGGACGAAAUCAGCAAGUUGUUGGCUGGCACACCUGUGGCUCGGAAUUCUCCUUUGCGAUGGUACAAUCCACAAAUGGACGAAAACGGCAUCCUACGAGUCGGGGGUCGAUUAGCUCAUUCCGAAGAGUCACCGAGAACGAAGCAUCGGGAUGCUAACAAAAGCCUUUUGUACGUAACCCGAAGCAUCCGAUUGUUUUACCGGCAAGACACGCUCUCACUGAGUUGA